Molecule: messenger RNA, 1548 nt
Organism: Danaus chrysippus (African queen)
Lineage: Eukaryota; Metazoa; Arthropoda; Insecta; Lepidoptera; Nymphalidae
Source: the annotation of a GenBank genome assembly
AUGUCAAUGCCGAUAGAAGAGAGUUCGAUGAUAAAUGCUGAUAUAGAAAAUGAUGUCACUAGCAGUCACGGGAAUUUAGUUGAAACUGAGAGAGUUGAGGAGACAACAGGAUGGAUCAAAUGCAGGACUGUGUUGGGUAUCAUGGGUUUACUAGGGUUUGCAAAUGUUUAUGCGAUGCGUGUGAAUCUAUCGGUGGCGAUUGUGGCCAUGAUAAACUCCACAGAGCCACUGCCUUCCAAUGACACCACAUUGGAUGUUUGUCCAACAAGCUUACCCAGUAAUAAUACUAUUCCACCUAAACAAGGGGAAUUCAACUGGACAGCAGAACAACAAAGUAUAAUACUUGGAUCAUUUUUCUAUGGCUAUGUUUUAACACAGAUUCCAGGAGGACGCAUUGCCGAGAUGUUUGGGGGCAAAUUAGUAUAUGGAAUCGGAGUCUUGUUAACAGCUGUAUUUACAAUACUCAGUCCAAUAGCUGCAUAUAUAGAUUUUAAGUUUUUCAUAGUAGUGAGAGUGUUGGAAGGCUUGGGUGAGGGUGUGACGUACCCGGCGAUGCAUGCUAUGUUGUCAAGAUGGAUUCCACCAUUGGAAAGAUCAAAGUUUGCCGCCUAUGUUUAUGCUGGUUCUAAUAUCGGUACAGUAAUAUCUCUGCCGAUAUCAGGUUGGCUGUGUACAUUAGAUUUUGCUGGUGGUUGGCCGUUGUGUUUCUAUAUAUUUGGAGGUCUGGGUAUCAUAUGGUUUAUUGCGUGGAUGUUCCUGAUAUAUGACACACCUCAAAAGCAUCCGAGAAUUUGUCCGAAAGAAGUUGAAUUUAUCACAGAAAGCAUUGGAGUUCAGGAAGAGCAUAGACAAUCGAUUCCUUGGUGCAAAUUUUUAACGUGCCUCCCGUUGUGGGCUAUACUGAUAGCGCAGUGUGGACAAUCAUGGCUGUUCUACACUCAGCUGACAGAACUACCAACAUACAUGAACAAUAUACUACACUUUGACAUCGUAUCUAAUGCUCGUCUUCUAGCGUUGCCAUAUUUAUCGUCAUGGGUAGCUGGAAUAGGCAUCAGUGUGUUCGCGGACUGGUUGUUAGCUAAGGGUUGGAUAUCUAGACUGAAUAGUAUGAAGCUCUGGAAUACUGUAGGCUCGUUCAUCCCAGCGCUGGGCUUGCUGGGUAUAGCGUGGGCCGGCUGUGAUCGUCUGUCUGUUAUGUUGUUAUUAACUAUAACGUCUGCCUUCGGUGGAGCCGUUUACGCUGGUAAUCAGAUGAACCACAUCGACCUGUCGCCUCAGUUCGCGGGCACCAUGUACGGUAUCACUAACGCGGCCAGCAACAUCUGCGGGUUCAUGGCGCCAUAUGUUAUAGGACUCAUUAUUAGUGACACACAGCAAACACUAGGACAAUGGCGCGAAGUGUUCUACUUAGCGGCUGCCAUUGAUUUGGGAGCGAAUCUGUUCUAUUUGUUCUUCGCUAGUACUGAAGAACAGGACUGGUCAAGACCGGCAAUAGAUGACCUCACAGUCUCAGCGCCCGUUGAAAGUCUCAUGUAUCCGGAGUUUUAG